UGACUGACAGGCUGGGGCGAAGCGGAACAAAAUGGCGGACAGGUUCUCCCGCUUCAACGAGGACAGGGACUUCCAGGGUAAUCACUUUGAUCAGUAUGAAGAAGGCCACCUGGAGAUUGAGCAGGCAUCCUUAGACAAGCCUAUAGAAUCGCAGUUGGCCCAAAUUAGCUAAGCAGCCAUGACCUGCCCAGUUUUUAAAGCCAGGAUAAUAUUGGACACCGCCUGCUACAGAAGCAUGGUUGGAAGCUGGGCCAGGGUUUGGGGAAAUCUCUCCAGGCAUAAUGAUCCGGGACUUGUUGUGGUGAUGGUAAACUUAGUGGUAGAACAGAUCCGAUCCCCAUCGUUGUCAAGUAUGAUGUCAUGGGCAUGGGGCGGAUGGAAAUGGAGCUUGAUUAUGCUGAAGAUGCUACAGAACGGAGGAGGGUCUUGGAAGUGGAGAAGGAAGAUACGGAAGAGCUGAGGCAGAAAUACAAGGAUUAUGUGGACAAAGAAAAAGCCAUUGCCAAGGCCCUCGAAGACCUUCGAGCCAACUUCUAUUGUGAACUCUGUGAUAAACAGUAUCAAAAGCAUCAAGAGUUUGACAACCACAUAAAUUCCUAUGACCAUGCCCACAAACAGAGACUGAAGGAUCUCAAGCAAAGAGAAUUUGCUCGGAAUGUCUCUUCAAGAUCCCGGAAAGAUGAAAGGAAGCAGGAGAAAGCCCUCCGGCGUCUGCAUGAGCUUGCUGAGCAGAGAAAGCAGCCUGAAUGUGCUCCCGGAAGCGGGCCAAUGUUCAGAACCACCACUGUGGCUGUAGACGAAGAAGGAGGAGAAGAGGAGGCAGAUGUGGCGGCUCCUAGCAGCUGUUCCUCCUUCUCACCAGCUUCUGGGCAGACCAUCCAUGUGACCAUAGACAAAGCCAUUGCUUAUUCCAGUGGCCAGGCCAGCAACAAUCCAGGGCUCGGGCAAGUUCCCAUACAGUCACCGCAGACCAUCAGCCUUGGCGUCAACCCUCUGCAGAAGAUAGGGGUAUCUUUCUCCUUUGCCAAAAAGGCUCCUGUGAAGCUGGAGUCCAUCGCCUCUGUCUUCAAAGACCACGUGGACGAGGCAGGCUCUCCUGAUGAAGUCAAAGCUGACGACAGAGCCCAUCCUGACUCCGGAGCUUUAGGGAAGAUUGGGGAAGCGGAGAGGACCAACAGCCCUGACAGCAAGGGAGAUGAAGAGGAGCAGCAGCAGGAGAAAGACGGAGCAAGCACCUCACUGUUGAAACCGAAGAAGGUAAAGCGAGAGGACGGACCGUUGGCACUAGAACCGGAGUAUUAUCACUAUAUCCCACCAGCCCACUGCAAGGUGAAACCCAACUUCCAGUUCCUGCUCUUCAUGAAGGCCACGGAGCAGGUGGAAGCGGAAGCCGCAAGCAAGAAAGUGGCACGUGAAAGGAAACAGAGCAAUUCCCCCAAGCCCAAAGUGGCCAAGAAUGGUGAUAAGGUGGCGGUAGCUGAGUGUGCUGACCAGCUGAAAGAGCCCAGCCCCACCAACAAAAGCAGCAAAAUGGAAGAAAAGGAAAUUCUUGAGGAUACGAGUGUGCCGGAAGGUAAACAGCCCAAGGAAGGCAGCACUACUGAGCUGGAUGCCCUGAAAGACCAUGCCCACCCAGCGCCAGCCAGUAAAGAAGCAGCGGAUGGGCCCAAGCAUUUAACAGGGCCUUUCUUCCCUGUGCUGAGCAAGGAUGAGAGCACCACCCUCCAGUGGCCUUCAGAACUGCUUAUUUUCACUAAAGCAGAACCCUCCGUUUCGUACAGCUGCAAUCCCUUAUAUUUUGACUUCAAGUUGUCUCGAAACAAAGACAGUAAAGCAAAAGGGGCAGAAAAACCGAAAGCAGCAGCCAGUCUUUCAAAAGAAAAUGCACCCUCUGCCGAGGGCGGGGAUGUGAGCAAGAGCAAAGAACCGGGCCCCCUCCCUGGCGGCUCCUCCACCCUGCCGGAGAGCAAGUCCCUGCCAGCGUGCAGCAAGCAGGAGUCCAGCCCUGGGAACAGCAGCAGGGGCGACGUCCCGGAAGAUGCCGGGAAAGGCAACCUCGUUAGCCACAAGGACAAGCUGGGGAAGUCCCACAAACACAAAAAGAAGAAAAAGCACAAGAAAUCCGCCAAACAAAAACGCCGGCGCAAGGGCAAGGCAGAAGAGAAAAGCCGGGAGGGGGACAUGGCCGAAGAGAGAUCCAAGAAGCGAAAGAAACACAAACACAAAAAGAGCAAGUGUUUCCUUCCCACGGAGGGUGAGCGAGCGCAAGGGACUGAAGACGCUGGCCAUCCCAAGAAAAGAAAGUGGUGCCCUCAGGAUUCCCAGCGGGCAUCGGUUUCUACCGAGGAAGGCGGUGGCAGCAAGAGAGAGGAGAGCGGCCCCUUGUCCCAAGAGCACAGCAGCAAAAAACACAAAGGUGACCCACAACAGGAGCUGCCUGCCGCCAAGAGACGGCCUCCUGCAGCAGCCGUGGGCCGCCCCUGCUAUAAGGGCCGACAGAGCAGCGGCUGUUACGAAAGCGACGAGGACUCCUGCCGCAAGCACUUCAGGCAGAAGUCAGCGUCGCACUACAGUGAUUACGACUCGGGCAGCGACUGCUCCCGGAGCCGCUCCCGCUCAGGCCGGAGGCAUUCCUCCCGAAGGUCGUCUCAGAGGUCGUACUCGACUAGCUCCUACGCCUCCUCGGACCACAGCCGCUACAGCCACAGGCGGAGCUACUCAGAGGACAGCUACAGCGACUACAGCGACCGGUCGCGGAGUCGCACCAAGCGUUCCCACGACUCAGAAGAUGAUUCAGACUAUACUAGUUCCAAGCGCAGGUCAAAACGGCACAAAUAUUCCUCUUCGGAAGACGACUACAGCCUAAGCCGGAGCCGGUCUCGAAGCCGGAGCAGGAGUCGAACCCACGCCAGGGGAAGGUCGAGGACGAGAAGUCGGGGCAGGACACGCAGCAGCAGCUGCAGCCGCAGCCGAAGUAAGCGCAGGAGCCGCAGCCGAACGGGCCACAGCUGGAAAAGGAGCCGGAGCUACAGCCGGGAGCGCAGCCGGAGCACAAGAAGUCUGUCACAAAGAUCUCUUUCCAGGAAGGGGUCCCGAGGCCACGAGAGCCCUGGUGAGAGGCGGUCUGGGCGGAGAGAUUUCAUCCGGUCCAAGAUCUAUCGCUCACAGUCCCCCCACUACUUCCGAGCAAGGGGAGGGGAGGGGCCUCCAAGAAAGGAGGAAGCGAGAGGAGACGAAGCCACAGGGGCGAGCACUCUCUCCCAGAACAGCAACACCGCCAACUUGGGGAGCAACUGCAGCUCUGAGGAGAAGAACUCUGCUACGGCCAAGCUGCUUUUGGAAAAGGUUCAGUCCCGGAAGGUGGAGAAGAAGACUGGCGGGAACGAGGACGGCCCAGGGGGAGCCCACAAGGUUGGAAUAAAGUUGAAGGAUCCCCCCCAGGGCUACUUUGGCCCAAAGCUCCCGCCCUCGCUAGGCAACAAGCCCGUCCUCCCAUUAAUCGGAAAGCUCCCUACAGUCCGGAAACCAAGUGCCAAGCGGUGUGAGGAGGCUGGGUUAGACAGAGGAGAGGAACCAGAACUCUCUGAGCCAGAAGAUGCCGCCCCUGAUAGUGGGGAAGCAGCCCAUGCAAACCAGCCCGCAGUGGAAGAGGCCGAAGUGAGGAGAGAUCAGGAUACCCUUCCUGGAGACCAGCCCUCGGAAGAAGCGGCCGCGGAAGUGGCCGCGGUCCCCCUCGAACCGCCAGUGCUCCCCGAGUCCUACGGGUCAGGUGAGCUGGUCGUGCCCCACAGCCUCCUCUCUGAUCCCAGCGAAAGUGAAGUGCUGGAGUCUCUGGACGGUGGAAACCAGCCUGUCUCCAUAGAAGGCAGGAUAGUCCCCUUAGUGCCUGAUGUUGAGCACUUCCCGAGCUACAUGCCCCAGAGUGGGGAAGCCAGCAUCGGCGGGGAGCUGGAAGGCGCUGAGGAUUCCUCCCUGGCCCCGCUGGAGAGCCAGCCCAUCACCUUCACCCCCGAGGAGAUGGAGAAGUACAGCAAGCUCCAGCAGGCCGCGCAGCAGCAUAUCCAGCAGCAGCUCCUGGCGAAGCAGGUCAAGGCCUUCCCUGCCUCCGCCGCUCUGGCCCCCGCGGCAGCCCCCGCCCUGCAGCCCAUCCACAUCCAGCAGCCGGCGGCAGCCGCCGCCACCUCCAUCACCACCGUCCAGCACGCCAUCCUUCAGCAUCAUGCAGCUGCCGCGGCAGCCGCCAUCGGGAUCCACCCCCACCCUCACCCCCAGCCCCUGGCUCAAGUGCACCACAUCCCCCAGCCCCACCUGACCCCCAUCUCGCUGUCCCACCUGACCCACUCCAUCAUCCCGGGGCAUCCGGCCACCUUCCUGGCCAGCCACCCCAUCCAUAUCAUCCCCGCUUCUGCCAUCCACCCCGGCCCCUUCACCUUCCACCCCGUCCCUCACGCCGCCCUCUACCCGACCCUUUUAGCGCCCCGGCCAGCUACGGCGGCGGCUGCCACAGCGUUACACCUCCACCCGCUCCUGCACCCCAUUUUCUCAGGUCAGGACUUGCAACAUCCCCCGAGCCAUGGCACAUGAGAGAGCAAAGGGGAAAAGCUGCCUCCUUCAGGGUGGGGGAAGGGACCUGGAGGGUGUGAGUGGCGCGCGGGGGUUACUCUCCAGCCCUGGAAAGGCACUGAGGAUAUGUGAGAAGAGCCAAAGAAGGGCCAGGCCGGGCACGGCAGGAGGGGCUCACGGGUAACACGACCGGAGCAGCCCUGCAGCAGGGGGGGAAGCCGUGCGGCUGGCGAAGGUUUUCAGGGGCCCCUGCAUCCGUGGGGGGGGGGAUGGUUGGCUGCUCUGGGCAUCAGGUCCUUUGGGAGGUUGUCCUCUUCCCCCCACCCAUAACUUCUCUGAUGCUCCUGUUUUCAAUCCACUCUGAAACGAAGCAGAUGAAACCUGAAUUAUGUUGACUUUGUUACCUGUGUUUGGGGUCACCUUACGCUGAGCCCCUCCCCGAUGAAGUUCAGUUCUUGGACCGCCCCCCUCCCCCCCCGUUGCCGCCCACUUCCAUUUUGAGGACCAUGUAAUGCAGCCCCACCGAUCGUCCUAUCGCCAGCGUUGCUUGCCGACGCCCCGUUUCCAUUGUCCGACAAGCUUGGCGAUGCUGCCCCUUCAGACACUCCGCGAUGCUGCUGAGAGAGAACAGAGAGCGAGUCCUUCUCAGACCUUGAAGCAAUAGAGUGGACUGGAGUCUUGUGAACGUCCUAAACGCGGCUCUGUACAUUGUACUUUUUCCUCUGUAAUAUUGAUGGUUCCUUAUUAACUUAUGAUUUUUUUUUUUAGAAGAAAGUUUUAAAAAAAAAAUUGCACUGAACUUCUGUAUAUGUCGACGUGCUGCUUUUCGUAGCUCCUCUGACACACUUGUUCCAUAUAGGUAGUAAUACUGCAAUAACACUUUUGACAGCCGUUCUUUGAGUGGUUCUCGUUCCAGUGGCUUCGGUUUAUCCACGUUCUGAUUUAGUUGGAAAGAAGACUUUUGUCGAAGGCUCCCGUGUCCCUAGAUUCAGCUGGGCGCAAGAUGACUUCAAGCAUGUAUAUUUUGUCGAGCUCAUGUAUUUUUUUUUUUUUUUGCAGGGUGGAGU
Messenger RNA from Heteronotia binoei (common prickly gecko), 5630 nucleotides. RefSeq names its product G-patch domain containing 8 (gene GPATCH8). The transcript has 11 exons. Lineage: Eukaryota; Metazoa; Chordata; Lepidosauria; Squamata; Gekkonidae. The record is from RefSeq and is a predicted model, not a curated record. Gene Ontology annotation, molecular function: nucleic acid binding. Gene Ontology annotation, cellular component: nucleus. Bases 361 to 4584 code for a protein of 1407 amino acids.